AUGACGAUCCACUUUCUGCCUGAGAGUUCAGGGACGCUAGAGCCCUUGUCGGGAAGGAAGGUGUCCUACUGCAGCAAUUGGUACGUGCUCGGCUUGACGCUGACGGCCGGCAUCGGCGGGCUGCUGUUUGGGUACGACACAGGUGAUCCAUCCACCCUUUCCGACUUUUCUCGUUGAUUCCUUCAUACGAAGUGAAUUAAAAUGGAGCCGGAAUCCUCGAAAUAGUUGUUUACGAUCGGUUGGCUUGGUAUGUUGGGAUAAGGCCAACAAGGAGAUGUUUACUCCGCAGAAAACUUGUUGAGCUUCAAUGUUUUCUACCUGAUGCUCCCGUCCUUUUGAUAUUUGAAAUUAUCUAUUCUUAGGUGUAAUUUCUGGGGCCCUUCUUUAUAUAAAAGACGAUUUUAAGGUGGUCAAGGAGAGCAAUUUUAUUCAGGUAUGGCUUUUAGCGACCAGCUCCCUGUCUGCUGGUUCAUAGUGGGAGAAACCCAAGCUAAUGACUACCACGAGAGUUUCGAGUCUGAAGAAGUCAGUUUCUUAAUUUUUCAGGCGACAAUAGUAAGCAUGGCUUUGGUGGGGGCAGUUAUUGGAGCUGCAGGAGGGGGGUGGAUGAAUGAUGCCUAUGGGCGUAAGAAAGCUACACUACUUGCUGAUGUUGUCUUCAUACUUGGAUCUUUAGUCAUGUGUGCUGCUCCAGAUCCCUACAUCCUGAUAUUUGGAAGACUCCUGAUUGGCUUGGGUGUGGGGACUGCAUCCGUCACUGCUCCAGUGUAUAUUGCAGAGGUAUCCCCUUCAGAGAUAAGGGGGGGCCUCGUUAGCAUGAAUGUGCUUAUGAUUACUGGAGGGCAAUUUCUUUCCUAUCUUGUAAACCUUGCGUUUACCGAGGUUAGUCUUUCUUUUGCGCUGCUGAAUUUCUUGUGGUGGCAGACGUAGAUGGGCGUAUUCUUCUUCCUUCAAAUGCUAGGGAUUACAUGUUAUAGUAUAACUCAUCUGGGUGGCUCUCAUGCUUCCUAGGGAGACAGCAUGCAUGUUAAAAGAUUUAGCUGCAGUUCUGAUCUGGCAAUACGAAUCUAUUACUAAUUUAAUGUUUCAAACAUGUAAUUUACUGCUUGAUGACACCCAGAUAUCGUCUUGAUACUGAUGAAACCGAGCUCACCGGACCUUGCUAGUAUUCGUGUUGAGAAAUUUAUUUUGUUGCAUACACGAGGAAAGCCUUCCCGUUCCAGAGUAUUGAAGGUGUGACUCUGUAUCCGUAAUGUUAGAAUAGACCGGAUAAAUUCUUGGAAAACUGGCAGCAAGGAGAAUAGAUCAAAUUUUUAAGCUAUGUAACUCUUCGUACCCCAUAGUACGUAAUACUUGCACAAUUGCAUGCGAGGCAUAUGAAAAACUCUAUAUUGCUUGUAUGAAUACAUGAAAGGAAGUUGAUGGUUGAAGUUUCUAACUAAAUUUGGCAUUAAUUUUUGAUAAUCUUUUGUAAAACAUGAGAAUCAUUAAUUCUUGAUACCAGUACACUUUUUGAAGAUUGUUGGUCCUUGCUAUCAGAUAUAUCAAUGGACUGAUGCUUCUUUUUGGAGACUACUUUGAGUGUUCAGGGAAUAUGGAGCCUUUCCAAUGAUGGAACAAUAAUUUGAUUUAAUAUCCUUCCACAUUUUGCCUUAAGAUUUCCAAAUAAUUGCGAUAGUGUUUGGGUUAGAUUGUCUAUUUCUUGCAUGGUGUUAUCAUCGGCAUGCUAAAUCCAGUUACACUAAUUUAUUCUUUUCACUCCUCUAGCCUGGUCAUUUCUUCAAGUGACAUUGCGUUUUAGUUAUCUCCGCUGUUGGACCAUAAGAUUGAUUUGUGACUGAAUAGGGAGAACAUUGCAAAGUUGCCUCAAAUCUGACAUUUAUAAUUAUACUAGGUAAUUGAUGGCUUGUGUCACGGACUAUCUAGUAGGAUAUAAGUCACCAUUGAACCAUAAUUUCACUCCCACUUGGUUUCUCAGAAAAAUUAUGAAUUCGCUGAACUGUAGGUGCUGUGAUUUCCAUUACAUCUGCAUUUUUUUCUGUUGAUUUUCUUGGAUUUGACGAUCGAAGCCAAUUUCUUGGUGGAUUUAAUCACUGUUGAAUAACCCAUGAAGCCUUCGAUCAUCAGGAAGUCAGGAAAUAAUUCACCUUAUAAUGCAUGGCCAUAUUGCAUAACUCUUUGGAUACAUUCUAACCGGGCUAAAUUUUUUACUUUAUGUCAGUUUUUAUCCUUGUGGACUUCAGUAUCCAGAUAUUAUAAUAGGUAAAUAGGUGGUGUAUUAUGUUGUGAAAUAAGCAUUGUUCUCAAUGUUUUAAUGGAAAUUAAAAGCACAACUUCACCUGAUCAGCUUGACUUGGGACUUUUUAUCUAUUUGGAAGGGUUGUGAUGAGUUUGUUUCUUUGUAACAUUUUCAUGGAAGCCGAUUUCUACCAUCAGCUUUACAGCUGCAUAAAAUGGCAGUGUUUUAGAAAAAUGUCAGAUCCAGGACAGCCGAUCAUCUGAUAAAUUAUAUUCUUGAAAUGUAGUUGCAUCCCAUACUUGAACUAUGCACGCAUUAUGCCAAGUGAAGAGCAUAUCUUCUAUAUAAUACAUAUAUACAGAAAUGAGAAAUGAUGCUGGAUACUUUUUUUUUCUAGGUCAUGUUGAUACCUCUGGCUUCUCAUUCAUAUUGAUUUACUUUCCAGACCUCUUUUUUACACGAACAUGGAAAAUGAUGUAUAGGUUUAUGUUUGAAUGACCUAGUUGACAGCUGGAGAUAACUGAUGAAGCAAUGGGAAUUUGGAAACUCGAGAUGCUAUCAUUAUUUCUAACUUGAUAAUUGCAGUUUUGGUGAACGACUUAGUUGGUGAUUCAAUCUAUGCAGGUUGCUGGAACAUGGCGUUGGAUGCUGGGGGUUUCUGCUCUCCCCGCUAUCAUUCAGUUCUUCCUCAUGCUGCUUCUCCCUGAAUCACCCCGCUGGCUCUUCCUCAAGGUGAUGCAAAUAAUUUCUUGAGAUUUCUAUAUAUAAUUUAAUGGAGACCAUGUGACUUCGAUCGUGAUAUUCUACUGAUUAUACACAGAAAGAUAAGUCCAAAGCCGUCUCCACUCUGUCCAAGAUCUAUGAUUCCUACCGCCUCGAAGAGGAAGUGGGCUUGCUUUCCAUGGCAUAUGAGAUGGAUAUUCAUCAAAAGAACUCUGUGGGGUAUUUGGAUGUCUUUAGAUCCAAAGAAAUCAGGCUUGCAUUCAUAGCAGGAGCUGGCCUUCAGGUAAUAUCUAUCCCUCUCUCUCUCUCUCUCUCUCUCUCUCUCUCUCUCUCUCUCUCUCUCUUUGUCACUUACUAUCUAUCUUACAAAAUACAUCUAUAUACGGUAUAUGGUGGAUCAUCUUAUCUAGAGCCAGAAUCGGAUCCGGAUGUUAGAUCAGCCACGCCCAUUCCAUCCAUAUUUUGGCCCAUCCAGGGCAAUUCAGCGCCGUUGAAAUCGGCUAUGUUGACCGAUUUUCCUUCACAAUUCUUCAACAUAGUUCGUUUUUAUUUCUUUUUAAUUGGCAGGAAUGACUGAUUCCUGGGCAAUCCAGACCCAAAAUCAGGCACUUUCCGCGAACUACCUUGCAGCCGUCAGUAAAUUGAUGUUGCCAUUUUCUUCGGAGAAUCGGCCACUCACUCUCGGGCCCCAUUUUUAGCGAGCUUUACAUUCGCAAAUCUUCAUCACAGUGUUAGACGUCAACUCCCUUUUGAAAAAUCACUUACCUGACUAUUACGUGAUUUGCAGGCUUUCCAGCAGUUCACGGGGAUCAACACGGUGAUGUAUUACAGCCCCACCAUCGUGCAGAUGGCCGGCUUCUCCUCCAACAAGCUGGCCCUCCUGCUGUCCCUCUUCGUCGCCGCCAUGAACGCCGCCGGCACCCUCCUCGGCAUCCACCUCAUCGACCGUUGCGGCCGCCGCCGCCUUGCCCUCACCAGCCUCGCCGGCGUCGUCCUCGCCCUCGUCCUCCUCUCGGCGGCCUUCUCCCUCCAUCUCGGCUGGGUCGCCGUCGGCGGGCUGGUCCUCUAUAUCGCCUUCUUCUCCCCCGGCAUGGGCCCCGUGCCGUGGGCCGUCAACGCAGAGAUCUACCCCGAGCAUUUCAGGGGGCUCUGCGGCGGCAUGUCCGCCACCGUAAACUGGGUCUCCAACCUCAUCGUCGCCCAGACCUUCCUCUCCGUCGUGGCGGCCGUUGGCACCGCCGUCACCUUCCUGGCCCUGGCCGGCGUGGCCGUCGCCGCAGUCGUCUUCGUGGUUGUCUUCGUCCCGGAGACCAAAGGGAUGAGCUUCGAGCAGGUGGAGAGAAUGUGGAUAGAGAGGGCCCGGGGUCGCGGCGCCGUCGUCAGAGACGCAGAUGAGUAA
Molecule: messenger RNA, 4361 nt
Organism: Spirodela intermedia
Lineage: Eukaryota; Viridiplantae; Streptophyta; Magnoliopsida; Alismatales; Araceae
Source: the annotation of a GenBank genome assembly